This is a messenger RNA of Sipha flava (yellow sugarcane aphid), 3241 nucleotides long. It is a transcript of the gene Rpn2, whose product is annotated as 26S proteasome non-ATPase regulatory subunit 1. Lineage: Eukaryota; Metazoa; Arthropoda; Insecta; Hemiptera; Aphididae. The record is from RefSeq and is a predicted model, not a curated record. Gene Ontology annotation, cellular component: nucleus; proteasome storage granule; proteasome complex. Bases 163 to 3111 code for a protein of 982 amino acids. Gene Ontology annotation, molecular function: enzyme regulator activity. Gene Ontology annotation, biological process: regulation of protein catabolic process; proteasome-mediated ubiquitin-dependent protein catabolic process. The transcript is spliced from 3 exons.
ACUUUAUUGUUGUCAAUAUUCGCUUGUCAUUUAAGUAAAACAUAACCAGUAUACAGUCAAUGUACUGCUAGUUUUCUAUCUGAUGUUUUUAUUCGAAUAAAGUCUACUACGUUUCAAAAGUUUGGAAAUUAUUCGUAUUUUUAACUAUUACAAGCCGUCAAAAUGAAUAUAACGUCAGCAGCGGGUGUGAUAUCGUUGCUGGACGAACCAGCAUCUGAAUUAAAAAUAUUCGCUCUCCGCAAGUUGGAUUCCAUUGUCGAUGAAUUCUGGCCCGAGAUAUCGGAGGCCAUUCAAAAAAUCGAAUUCCUUCACGAAGACAAGACAUUUGCACAACAGAGUUUGGCCGCUCUAGUCGCCAGCAAGGUAUAUUAUCAUCUCGGUUCAUUUGCCGACUCGUUACAAUACGCUUUAGGCGCUAGCGAUUUGUUUGACGUGAACGCGCGCAAUGAAUACGUGGAAACAAUCAUCGCCAAAUGUAUUGAUCACUAUACAAAACUUCGUGUGGAAGCUGCAGAGAAUUUGAGUUCACCACCAUCAAUGGAUGUACGCUUGGAAGCAAUUGUCAAUCGUAUGUUUCAAAGAUGUCUUGAUGACAAGCAAUAUAAACAGGCUUUAGGUUUGGCUUUGGAAACAAGACGUAUGGAUAUAUUUGCCAAAUCCAUUGAAUCAUCGGACAAUGUCAAUGAAAUGUUAUCUUAUGCUUUCCAAGUGGCUAUGAGCACUAUUGAAAAUAGAAGUUUCCGCAGUACAGUGUUACGUAGUCUCAUUAGUUUGUACAGAAAUCUAGAAGUUCCAGACUAUGUCAACAUGAGCCAAUGUUUUAUUUUCUUAGAUGACCCCAAAUCUGUAGCUCAAUUACUCGAAGGUCUUAUCCAAAAUAAUGAUGAAAAGAAUAGUUUAAUGGCAUAUCAAAUUGCAUUUGAUUUAUAUGAAUCAGCCACCCAGCAAUUUUUGUCUAGUGUUCUUGAAUCUUUAAGACAAACAGCACCUAUACCUUCUGCUACUCAUGUGAUAAAAGCUAUUCCUGCUGCGCAAAGUACUGCUAACAAAGAUAAUGUUACCACACCUAUAGCUGUUGCUUCAACCGAAAUGACUUCUGUUCAACCUGUUGUUGAAGAACGUUCUUUUGAAUCUCUUGGACCUGAUGAUAAAUAUCGUCAAGAAGUAAUCCAAAAAUUAACCAAAGUACUUAGUGGAGAAGUAAGCAUAGAGCUACAUUUGCAGUUUCUAAUAAGAAGUAAUCAUACAGACAUGUUGAUCUUAAAAAAUACAAAAGAAGCAAUUCGUGCGAGCGUUUGUCAUACAGCUACUGUUAUCGCCAAUGGUUUUAUGCAUAGUGGUACAACUAGUGAUCAAUUUUUAAGGGAUAACUUGGAAUGGUUAGCCAGGGCUACAAAUUGGGCUAAGUUAUCAGCUACUGCUUCUCUUGGUGUCAUUCAUAGAGGUCAUGAAACUGAUGCACUUGAAUUAAUGCGCAGUUAUUUACCUCCCAGAGAAAAUAAUUCUUCAGGAAGUUCAGGAUAUAGUGAAGGUGGUGGUCUUUAUGCUUUAGGUUUGAUUCAUGCUAACCAUGGUGCUGCUAUCAAUGACUACCUUUUAGGACAACUUAAGGAUGCACACAAUGAAAUUGUGAAACAUGGAGGAUGUUUAGGAAUUGGUCUUUCAGCUAUGGGAACAAGCCGUGAAGAUAUUUAUGAACAGUUAAAAUUCAACAUGUAUCAAGAUGAUGCUGUGACUGGUGAAGCUGCUGGAUUAGCUAUGGGAUUGGUUAUGUUGGGAUCUAAAAAUGGUGAAGCUCUCCAAGAUAUGGUAGCAUAUGCUCAAGUGACACAGCAUGAAAAAAUUUUAAGAGGUUUAGCUGUUGGAAUAUCAUUUGUUAUGUAUGGUCGACUAGAAGAAGCUGACCCAUUAAUUACAUCUUUGCUACAAGACAAAGAUCCAAUUUUGCGCCGUUCUGCAAUGUACACAAUAUCUAUGGCAUAUUGUGGAACUGGAAGCAACACUGCCAUUAGGAAGUUAUUACAUGUUGCAGUUUCUGACGUUAAUGAUGAUGUACGUCGUGCUGCAGUCACAGGAUUAGGAUUUUUACUAUUCAGAACCCCUGAACAAUGUCCUCAAGUUGUUAGUUUAUUGGCAGAAAGUUAUAAUCCCCAUGUUAGAUAUGGUGCAGCAAUGGCUCUUGGUAUUGCUUGUGCUGGUACAGGUCUCAAAGAAGCUAUUAAUUUAUUAGAACCAAUGACCAAUGAUCCAGUAAAUUAUGUUCGUCAAGGAGCAUUAAUCGCAUCUGCUAUGAUACUUAUUCAACAAACAGAAAGCACUUGUCCAAAAGUUAAAGAUUUCCGUACACUUUACGCUAAAGUGAUUACUGAUAAACAUGAAGAUGUCAUGGCUAAGUUUGGUGCUAUUCUAGCUCAAGGUAUCAUUGAUGGUGGUGGUCGUAAUGUUUCGAUUUCUUUGGAAUCAAGAACUGGACAUACUAAUAUGUUGGCUGUUGUUGGUCUAUUAUUGUUCACCCAAUAUUGGUACUGGUUCCCUCUAGCCCAUUGCUUAGCCUUAGCUUUCACACCUACUUGCAUCAUUGCAUUAAACGCACAGCUCAAAAUGCCCUUGUUAGAGUUGAAAAGUAAUGCUAAACCAUCAUUGUAUGCAUACCCUGUACCAAUGGAAGAAAAGAAACGAGAAGAAAGAGAGAAAGUCACUACUGCUGUGUUGAGUAUUGCAGCUAGAGCAAAACGCCGUGAGGGUAGUACUGUGAAAACUACUGAAGCAGCACCAUCUAUCAGUGAAAAAAUGGAAAUCGAUGAAAAAGAAGCAUCAACAAGUAAAAAAAAGGAUGAAAAGAAAGAAGAACAAAAACCAGAACCUAACUUUGAGAUAUUAAAUAACCCAGCUAGAGUAAUGAAACAACAAUUGAAGCACUUACAAUUGAUUGAAAAUACUCCAUAUUCACCCUUAAAAGAUGUUUCUAUUGGUGGUAUAAUCAUGACACGUUUCACCAAAAUCGGAAUUGAAGAUGAACAAUUAGUUGAACCUGUUGCAGCUUUUGGACCUAAACCAGAAGAUGAUAAGGAACCAGAAGCACCUGAACCUUUUGAGUACACAGAAGAUUAAUGUACUAAAUACUGAGUUAUAAGUGAUUGUUAAAUUCUAACAGAUCAUGUAUCUUUUUUUUUUUUAUUCUAGACUUUUAUAAUUGAUCCAUGCAAAAUUUUGAAUUAAUUAUAAUUAUUAUAUAUAUAUA